AAAAGUUGAUAAAAACAAACGGCUUACGUGCGUUCGAGGUUUUGCCUGUCAAUCGGACUACUGAAACUGCAACCGCGUUACAGCUGAUUCGUGUCGUUUCACUUGCCUUAUCUCACGCUCCCUCACUCUCCACUUUCUUCCAUGGCCGAACUACAGCCGCCUGACGCCUCCAUCACCGCCGUUGCUCUCCCUUCCGUUGCCACUACAACGACAACCACCACCCCGACAACAUCUAUAGCUCCACCACCACCUCCCCCAUCCGAUAAUAACCCUCCAACCAACAACAACAACCUUAAUAACAACAACAGCAACCCCAGUUUGGCUCCUAAACGCCAACGCCGACCUAGUGUUCGAUUAGGCGAGAUCGGUGACUCACCUUCUGAAACUCACUUCCGUCGUGCCCCCACCAAAACCUGGCGUUAUCACAAGGAUCCCACUCUCGCUGCUAAAACUUCUAAAACCCGCCCUUUAACUAACCUCGUUAACGGUGGUGCCACCGAUAAUAAUUAUGACGAGGACAACAGCAAUUACAAUCUUGAUUUGGGAAAUCGCAAGUCCAAAUCAAGAAAACCCACCAAGAGAGUGAGGACAAAUUGGCAUUCCUCCACGUCAGCUAAGUUUGAGACGCCUAAUGGAGGAGAAGACAACUUUUUCGAUAACAACGAUAACGAAGAGUUUAGGGAAUUCGAGCCUGAGGGGUCUGAAAGCCCAGUGAAGGAGCACAGUCCAGUUAACUCUAUGGAACAUAUGGGGCUUCAGUAUUGGGAUAGGAGAGGAAUUAGGACUAGAGUUUCCGAGAGUAGAGAUGACCUUAACAAUGGUGGAGUUCAUAACGAAAUGAAUUCUGGGGAUAAAAGUAUUGGAGUAAGGGAUUGGUUGAUUGGUUUGGGGUUAGGGAGAUAUGCUCCUGUUUUCGAGAUACAUGAGGUUGAUGAUGAGGUUUUGCCUAUGUUGACUUUAGAGGAUCUUAAGGAUAUGGGGAUUAAUGCUGUUGGUUCCAGGCGAAAAAUGUUUAGUGCCAUACUAAAGCUGCGAAAAGGGUUUUCGUGAGUUUAGCAUUUAAUGGUUUUUUGAAUGUAUGUUUAGCUUUUAUUUUCUACUGACUUUCCUUUUUGCCGCUUUACAUGGAUAAUUACAUUUCCAAGGGGUAUUAGUUUUGCAGCUA
Molecule: messenger RNA, 1165 nt
Organism: Lycium barbarum (goji berry)
Lineage: Eukaryota; Viridiplantae; Streptophyta; Magnoliopsida; Solanales; Solanaceae
Exons: 1
Coding region: 142-1050 (302 amino acids)
Molecular function (GO): protein binding
Source: RefSeq, a predicted model, not a curated record